Molecule: messenger RNA, 3081 nt
Organism: Capsaspora owczarzaki ATCC 30864
Lineage: Eukaryota; Filasterea; Ministeriida; Capsasporidae
Exons: 2
Coding region: 92-2977 (961 amino acids)
Molecular function (GO): protein binding
Source: RefSeq, a predicted model, not a curated record
UGCCGCGCAGCAACCUCACUCAUUCACUCAGAUUCAUUCUGUACGGGCCGAAACCCCCACCCCACCCCCACCACCAGUGAUUCGCACCAGGAUGGAGCCCCAGCGUGGGUCCGAUUCUGCCGCUGCGUCUGCCGGCUGGCGCGGUGGCGGAGGACCAUUGGCAGGAGGAGGAGCGGCCGUCAAUAUGAAUGCAGCCAUUCUCGCUCGCCAGCGGCAACGGCAGGCACUGCGUCAGAGUCAGUUGCAGGCACAAUCGCAGCCGCAGCCACAGCCACAGCCACAGCCACGGCCACUGCCGCCACCUCAACCGCUGCAGACGGCAAGACCCAGCGACAACGGGCUCGUCGUCAUCGACCAGCAGCCACUGCGCACUGCGACUGCGAUGGCGCUGCACGAGACGCCUCAGACACAAGCACACGCGACCCGUGUGGUCACUACUGCGGGAGUGCCACUCGUGGGACAGCGAGCGAGAGGAGUCGCUCCACACCUGCACCUCCACGCUGCUUCCGCGCCUGACCGAGCGCAACGAGGACGACGAGGACGACGACGCGAGACGACUCCUACUACUGUUGCUGCUACCUCUGGCGCCGAAGCAGAGACAGACAGCCCGCGCGGCGUCUGGCGGUGGGCCAAGAGCAAGGUCAAGCAGGUCUGGCUGGGCUGCAUCUGUGUGCGCUGGAACGAUCCCGCACUCUCACGCUGGCAGGUGGUCAUCACGGUCGGACUGCCGUGGCUCAAGCGCCUAUUCAUCCUGUUCCUGAUUGUAUUCACCUUGGCAUUGUGCGCCAACGUGUUUGCCGAGCCUGGCCAAGACGAAUCAUGGCUGUACUGGCAACCAUUCCGCGGUGCACUCGUGUUUUGCGCCGUCAUUAUUGGGCUGGUGCAGCUGCUGGCCAUUGGCCUGAUUGUCUGGCUCAACUACCAACAAGCGAACGCUGGUGGCGUCGGCGUGGUUGUCUCGUCGAGCGUCUCGGCUGCACAAGGCGGUGUCAUUCUCCCGAACGACUCUCGCAGCACCGCGCUGCUCAGCGCUCGUCCACGGCGAAGACGCGGCUGCUUUGAAUGGUCGCUCGUUCGGAAGAAUCUCGAGUCCAUUUUCAUCUUUCUCUUCUUUGAAUGGACCGUCAUCAACGUGACGACACUGUUCGUGUCUGUCUCGGCACUCGGUCUGCCUUGGUUUUCUAAUUUUGCGACAGGCUUUGCCGUCACAUUUUGCAGCUGCUUGAUCCAGUACUUUAUCUUUGUGCGGCAGUACCUCAAGCGCAAGCCCGUCCUGCAGUGGUCGCGGCGCGAUUCGUUCAUUGUCAUCAUGCCAGUCACGGGCUUCUUGCUCGGUGCGGGGUUUCUCUACAUUGUCUCGAUUGGCAACGCACCUGCCAAACAGACAAUGUCCAACUGGCUCGCCGUCACCGUUGUUCUCGGCCUCUUCUCGCUGACGGUACCACCGCUCGCUCUUGACCAGUGCAUCGUCAAACGGUACCAGCGGCGCGCCGCCAAACGCGCCAGGGUUCAGCUCCAAGCCUCCACGGCCCACCGCCUCCUCGCCAGCUCUGGCAGCGACAACAACUCUGGUGCAAGCAGCAGCAACAACAACAACAUCAACUAUAACAAUAACAACCACAACAACACUGUCUCUAUGCUUGCUUCGCACAACGUUUUCGGGACAUGGGCUGCCUCCUCAGCCGUCACAUCCCGCAAAGCCCUUGCGCUCUCCAUUGGCCCCGCGGACACGCUUGUCGAACAGAACAUUCGCAAGCGCUGUCGCGAGCUCGAAGUCGAGCGCGAUCAGCUCCAGUCGCUCAUGCUCGUUGGCAUGGAUUUGGAGGACUUGCAGUGUCUUGAGGGCUGCACUGGGUUGCGGCGACUGUACUUGUCCAACAAUCGCAUCAGCUCACUGCAGGGAAUUGACCGGAUUUGCCCAGGUAUCGAGUGUCUGCACGUGGACAACAAUGCGUUGUCGUCGGCGCUCGAUUUGAUGCCCCUUCGGUCGCUUCCACGUCUCUCGCGUCUUGCAGUGGAGGGCAAUCUGCUCUGCACCGCGCCCGGGUUUGAGCUGGCGAUGCUGGUGUGUUUGCUUCCGCAAGCUUCGCUGAUCAACGGCCUGACAGUCACUCCCGAAGCGCGUGGGCGCGCAGCGGCUCGGCAUGCUGGCUGGCUGCAGGACUUGCGGCUGGCCUACCAAGCGCGGCAGACGACAGAAGCACUUCGAACAGCAGCCGGAGGCCAGCUCCUCGCGUGGCACAGGCUUCGUCUCCAUUUCGGCGCGUUUUCGGCGCCGUCGCAGCUACGCAAUCGCGAUUUGGUUGCCGGUGGUCUGGCGCUCAGUGAUCGCGGUGCCGAGCUGACGACUCGGCUGCUGCUGCUCGCGGACGAGUAUUCUCGGCAGCGCGCCGUUCCUCCGCCGGUUGCGGUCGCUGCGCAUCGGCGCGCGGUGGCAGCCAACCCCACCAUGCGUCGCAUUGCCGCUGUUGCCGCUCUGCCCUUCAGUUUGCCAUCGUUGCAGCUGCAGCCGAGUCAUGCGCCGCAGAAUGCCUUGUCGCGGCAAGCAAGGGCGUCAGAAAAGCUCGUAUUCUUUGCAUCCACCGCGCUUCCAGUUGACCCCAGUGUGGCUUCACUGCAUCCAGAACUUGUUGGCUAUGCUCCAACGAACGACGCACUGCCUCCUCCACACGCUCGCCUCUUCCCGGACUUGCCCAUCACGCUUCGCAAGGUGGUGGUUGUGCCCGAUUUCUCCACUGAGCGUCCUCACAAGGCAGACCAGAUGUCGACCACCAGCGAUCUGCACUUGUCAUCAGAGUUCCCGUUGACAGUGCUCGUGAAUCACGACCCUGAGCUGGGCUACAAGCCCGCUCACCUUCCCGCAGUGGUUGAGCUUGAACGAGAGCCUCUCGCUGCCACUGCUUGGAAUGCGUCCGCUUCUCUCUCACCUCGACCACAACCAGCCCACCUCGAGGACAUUGAGGAAUCGUCAUGUUAGCUUUAACGUUAGUUUGUAUUUUUGUUGUUGUACUUGUUGUUGUGCGUUGUCUGAAUUCUCGUUCUUGUUGUUCGCCUUUUGUUGUUUAUUUAUUGUUAAUCGAG